Entamoeba dispar SAW760 is the source of this 1950-nucleotide messenger RNA. RefSeq lists its product as uncharacterized. The record is from RefSeq and is a predicted model, not a curated record. The transcript is spliced from 2 exons. The coding region runs from base 1 to 1950 and encodes 649 amino acids. NCBI's taxonomy places the organism in Eukaryota, Evosea, Mastigamoebida, Endamoebidae.
AUGAUACUAUUUUUAAUAUUUGCAAGUCUAUCAAAUGGAAGUUUCCAAUGUGAAACGAAUGAAUAUUGGAAUCAAAACAAAGGGACAUGUGAAGCUUGUAGUCAAAAUUGCUUAACGUGUUGGAGUAAUACAAAAUGUACGACGUGUGUAAAAGGGUAUUAUCUUAAUGAGAAUUAUGGAUGUGCACAAAGAGAAGCUGGGCUCCAAGAGGUAUGUAAAACAUGGGAUGGAUUAUACUGUAUAGAGUGUAAAGAAGGGUAUUAUAUAGAACAAAUGAAAUGUGAUUCAUGUAAAGUAGAACAUUGUGAGAGAUGUACAAAAGAUAAAUGUUUUAAAUGUAAAGAAGGAUAUACACUUUAUGAAAUAACUACAAGUGAAGGGAUAGAGAAACAAGAAUGUAUUGAUUGUACAAAUGAAGAAAAUGAUAGUAAGUGUGGUAGAUGUCCAUUGGGAAAAUAUUUUGAUAUUGAAACACUUUCCUGUAAAGAAUGUAAAGAGGAUUGUGAAAGAUGCACUACAAAAGAUAAUUGUUAUCUUUGUAAAGGAGAUAAAGCAUUAAAAGACCCAUCAAAUCCAAAUAGUGAAUGUGUUUCAAUUUUACAUUGCAAAACAGGAAAUUAUUAUGGAAAUUAUUGUGAACUUUGUGAAGAAAAUUAUUUUGUUCAAAAUGGAAAGUGUAUUAAAUGUAGUGAUGGAUGUAAAAGAUGUAUAAAUGAAAAAGAAUGUAUUGAAUGUAAUAAUACAUUAACAUUAAUUAAUGGAGAAUGUAGAAAUGAUAUAAAUUGUUUACGUUCAAGUAAUGUAAUGGGAUGUAUUGAAUGUAAAGAGGGUUAUUAUUUAGGAAAUGAAGGUAAAUGUAAACAAUGUCCAGACCAAUGUAAAUUAUGUAAAUCAGAUUCAUAUUGUUUUAGGAUAUUAUCUACUUAUUCAGGUACAUCAAAAACAGGAAUUAAAUAUGAACCAACAUGUAAAAUGUGUAAUAUUACUUGUCGUAUUUGUGAUAAUAAUCCAAAUUGGUGUACUGGAUGUAAUGCAGGAUAUUCUCUUGAAAAAGAUACUGAGGCAAUGAUAAAAUAUUUUGAAGAUUUUGGUGUUCAUAAUGAUAUUUAUAAAUGUGUUCAAAUGCCCAGUAUUUGCAAAAAAACUGAAAUGGGAUAUUGUGUACAAUGUGAUGAUAAACAUUUUCUUCAAGGUGUCGAUUGUAAAGUUUGUGAUGAGUCUUGUGAUACUUGUUUGUCUGAUAGUUCUUGUCAAACAUGUAAUUCUACUAUUGAUCCAAAUACAAAUAAUGCAUUAUGGUGGAGACGUCCUUCAGAGAGUUCUUUAGACACUCAAAGUUUAUGUUAUUCUACUAGUAAUACAACAUAUUCUUCAUUAUUAAAUUGUUCAGAUAAAAUAACUACAUCUGGUUGUACGUCAUGUUAUUCUCAUUUUUAUUUAAAAGAUGGAGAAUGUCAUCCAUGUCCAACAGAAUGUUAUGAAUGUGAAUUAAAAAAUAAUAUUACUACAUGUACUAAAUGUAAUCCAAAUACACAAUAUUUGUCUAAAGAAGAUAAUAAAUGUCUUGAAUGUAAUACUAUAGAAUAUUGUAUUAAGUGUAAUGGAAAAGGAUGUAGCAAAUGUAGAGAUGGAUAUUCAGUAACAUCUGAUAGACUUUCAUGUAAGAAAUUAAAUCUUGGUUUAAUCAUCUCAUUAAUAAUUGUUGGUCUUCUUUUUAUUGUCAUUAUUAUUAGUAUUAUCAUCUUUUUAAUUUGGAGGAAACGUAGAAAAAUUAUUAAAGAAAGAGAAAAAGAAAUUAAACCAUUUAAAGUAAGUGGUGGAGUAGAAAUGGCUCUUCUUUCAGCUGACAAUGCUAAUUUCCCAUUAAAAACAGAUAAAUGGAAAUUAACAUUUGGACAUGCAGGAUCAAAAGUUAGUGUUGAUAACUUAUAUGAAGAAACUAUAAAAUAA